AUGAAGUUUCUCAACGCCGCCAUCGCCGCCGCCAGCUUCGGGUCCGUCCUCGCUGCGCCCGCCAUUGACGCCCGCCAUGACAAGCCUACUGCCACGGUGACUGUCCCAGCUGAUUGCCCAUGCAACACUGGCUCUCCUGCCGGCAGCAGCAGCAUCAGCCUCCUCACCAACCUUCCCUCGGUUUCUGUCCCGGUCAACAUCAUCCCCUCGACCUCUUGCACAGAUGAUGCCGCUUCUUCAACAGGCGCUCCAGGCACUCCCGGCACUCCCAACAUCCCCGGCAUUCCCAAUGUUCCCGGCACCCCCAAUGUCCCGGGUGUACCCAAUGUUCCCGGCACUCCUGCUGUUCCCGGUACCCCCAACGUUCCCAUCGUUGAUGUCGAUGUCGACGUUCCAGGCACACCAGGCACACCAGGCACACCAAACACCCCAGACAUCCCAGGUGACGACAGUGGCGAUGACGACGACAACGACGACGACAGCAGUGACAGCGACAGCGAUGAUGAGGACAACAACAGUACUCCCAUCGUCGAUGUUGAUGUAGACAUUGAUGUUCCUGGCACCCCUGGCACACCUGCUAUCCCCACCACUUCUGGCAACCCUACCAUCGACCUUGACGUUGUCGCUAGCCCCAUCGUGGACCUCGAUGUUGAGAUCCCUAUUCCUGCCAUUACUGCUGAUGUCGAUGUUAACGUUGUCAUUGCCGACCUCGUUGCCAUCAUCGUCCAGAUUGAGGCUCAGGUCCAGACCGAUAUCCAGCUCAUUCUUGACAUUAUCGGCGCCGUCGACAUUGAUGUUGAUGCUCUCAUUGCCGUCCUCAUCGACCUCCAGGCCCAGAUUGACCUCCUCGUUGGCGACAUCACCCCCACUCUCAACGCUCUCCUCCUCAACGUUGACCUCCUUGUUGACCUCAACCUCGCUGUCGUCCUCGACCUCGUUGCCGAUGUCCAGGCUCUCCUUGGCGAGAUUGAAGUUACCGUCCAGGGUCUCCUUGCCCUCGAUGCUGACAUCCUCCUCGUCAUCUCCGCCAACCUCGAGGUUAUCCUCGGCCUCGUUGUCGACAUCUCUGUCCCCAUUGUUGACGUUGUCGUUGACAUCGUUGCCAACGUCGGUGCCUCUGUUGGUGCCGUUGUUGCCGGCGUUGUUGCCGACAUCCAGGUCGUCCUCGAUGCCAUCGUCGACCUCACUGCCCUCCUCCGGGUGGACCUUGGCACCAUCGUUGCGCUCCGCAAGUAA
Molecule: messenger RNA, 1236 nt
Organism: Podospora anserina S mat+
Lineage: Eukaryota; Fungi; Ascomycota; Sordariomycetes; Sordariales; Podosporaceae
Exons: 3
Coding region: 1-1236 (411 amino acids)
Source: RefSeq, a predicted model, not a curated record